AACACACAACCUUUGGACCCCUUUGCGUGUACAAAUGCAUUACCUUCACGGCUACUAUUACAACUAAUUUUUUUAAUUUAUAAUAAUAAUAACCAAUAUGGCUACACAAAUCGAAAGUGUACAUCUUUAAAUUUAAAAUUUUCUAAAAAUUUUUCCAAAAUUUUCUAAAUAAGAAUGAAAUUUUUUUCAUAAAUUUAAAUAUAUAUAGGGAUAAUAGUGUAAGAAAAAAAAUAAAUUCCGGGACGGUCAGUGAACGAAGUAAACAAGAUUUUUCCGCAAAUGAGUCAGAGAUCAAGGUACAUUUUGCGUGAAAUAACAAUUCAGAAUCAGUUGAUCGUGUCGCCGCGAACAGCAAAAUAUCCGAUGUAAAAAAAUUUUAAAAUGGACCCGGAAAUACAGGAUCCUAUUUAUCGUAUACAAGCUGUUGAUCGGGCAUUACAAAUUCCAAGUGUUAAUUAUCUUUGGGAUAAAUCAACUGAGGUUUAUGGCAAGGUAAAAGGUGCCAAUCAAUUGACAAAUUGGGCAUUUGGCAGAGUUGAGAAUGUCGUCAGUACUGUUCUUGAGAAAUCGUUACCAGUUGCCAGGUUAAUGGAAAAACCAAUAUAUACAUUGGACAAAACACUAUGUCAAGGUCUUGACUUUGUCGAAGUAAAAUUACCAAUUAUUAAAGAGGAACCAAAAGAAAUCUUCGAUCGAACAAAAUCAAUAGUAUCCAAACGUCUUCAACCUGCCGUUCAGACAUUUAAGGAUUUCAAACAAGAAACGAAGCAACGUGUGAGAAUUAUUACAUUACGAACAUAUUAUAAGGCACAUUAUUUGAGAAUUUACAGUUGGCAGAAAGCUGACAAAAUGAUGUCCACCGAAACUGGAAUUAAUAUUUUAAAAACUGUCGAUAAUACCACAGAUCUUGCUGAAUUAAUGUUGGACAAAUAUUUACCAAAUCCUUUAUAUGAAACUCAUAAACAUAUAGAAAGUGAAUGCAGCGAGCAUGCAAAAUUGCAUCAUACAGUAAUAAGGUUAAGUGAAUUCAGCAACAGAGCAUCGAGAAGAAUCUAUUUGGCCUUAAUUGAAAGACUGCAGCAUAUGUAUAAAAUAGAAAUUUUAAUAUUAUUACUUCAUGUUUUAAUUGUAUUUCAAAUAAUCAAAUGUUUCGAAUGGAUGAUUACUCUCUUUUGUAAAACAAUAAGUAAUUUCGUUUUCUUUGGUCUCAUGUAAAAAAAAAACAAUAAUUAUAUUCCGUCAUAUCUAAAAUAAUAAGCGAUUUUUUUAUAUAUAUAGAAAGUGGUGUGUAAUUAAUUUUGUAUUAAAAAAAACAUUUAAUCUUUCGUC
Molecule: messenger RNA, 1329 nt
Organism: Leptopilina boulardi
Lineage: Eukaryota; Metazoa; Arthropoda; Insecta; Hymenoptera; Figitidae
Product: lipid storage droplets surface-binding protein 2-like
Exons: 4
Coding region: 382-1215 (277 amino acids)
Biological process (GO): positive regulation of triglyceride storage; lipid storage
Cellular component (GO): lipid droplet; cytosol
Source: RefSeq, a predicted model, not a curated record